Scophthalmus maximus (turbot) is the source of this 3532-nucleotide messenger RNA. RefSeq names its product intraflagellar transport 80 homolog (Chlamydomonas) (gene ift80). Gene Ontology annotation, biological process: cilium assembly. Gene Ontology annotation, cellular component: intraciliary transport particle B; centrosome; cilium. Gene Ontology annotation, molecular function: protein binding. The transcript is spliced from 20 exons. The coding region runs from base 290 to 2623 and encodes 777 amino acids. NCBI's taxonomy places the organism in Eukaryota, Metazoa, Chordata, Actinopteri, Pleuronectiformes, Scophthalmidae. The record is from RefSeq and is a predicted model, not a curated record.
GGGGGGGGGGGGGGGUCUGAAGAUUCACGUUAGCAACAGUGCCAGGUAGCGUAGCAACUGCAGACGCUUGUUUCAUUCACCGCUACAGCUACCGGAGCGUCCAAACAAGCGCCUCGCCUAAACUAAGGAGUACGGGUAAUAGUUACAAGGUUUCUGGUCGUGUGUUUAUUACUGUACGUGUGUCGGCGAGGAGGCAGACUGUGCACGUUCUGUAAGUGCAUCCCACGAGAACCGAGCCGCCGAGCCCGCUGACCAGUCCACUCGCGAGGAUCAAGAGCAAACAUCCAGAAUGAGAUUGAAAACAUGGAUGCUGAGGGAAUCUAAACAUAAGGAACUUGUGAGUUGUGUUGGCUGGACCACGGCAGAUGAACUGUACUCGUGCAGCGAGGACCACCAGAUCCUCAAGUGGAACCUGCUGACCAGUGAGACCAGUCUGGUUGUCAAGUUGCCAGAGGACAUUUACCCCAUCGACCUACACUGGUGCCCCAAAACUGUUGGUGGCAAGAAACAGACCCAUGCCGAGAUCUUUGUCCUCACCAGCACUGAUGGAAAGUUCCACCUGGCCUCUAAGAUGGGGCGUAUCGAGAAGAGUGUUGAAGCUCACAAAGGAGCAGUUUUGGGAGGAAGAUGGAACUAUGAUGGAACCGCUCUCAUCACAGCUGGAGAAGAUGGGCAGAUCAAGAUGUGGUCGAAAAGUGGAAUGCUGCGCUCAACCCUAGCCACCCAAGGGUCUCCUGUCUAUUCUGUGGCCUGGGGACCAGACUCAGACAGAAUCCUCUACACAUCAGGAAGACAGCUCGUCGUCAAGCCUCUUCAACCGAGUGCAAAAGUCAUACAGUGGAAGGCUCAUGAUGGGGUCGUUCUGAAGGUGGACUGGAACUCAGUCAAUGACCUCAUACUGUCAGGUGGAGAAGACUGUAAAUACAAGGUAUGGGACAGCUUUGGCCGCCUGCUUUACUCCUCGUCAUCCCAUGAAUACCCGGUCACCUCUCUGUCCUGGGCGCCAGAUGGAGAAGUGUUUGCCGUGGGCUCCUUCAACACCCUGCGGCUCUGUGACAAGACUGGGUGGUCCUAUGCUUUGGAGAAGCCCAACACAGGCAGUGUGUUCACAGUGGCCUGGUCUGCAGACGGAACCCAGCUGGCUGGUGCCUGUGGCAAUGGGCAUGUCAUCUUUGCCCAUGUGGUGGAGCAGCACUGGGAGUGGAAGAACUUUGUGAUCACUCUUACCAAGAGGAGAACCAUGCAGGUGAGGAAUGUGAUGGACGAUGCAGUGGACGUAUUGGAGUUUAGAGAUCGAGUCAUCAAAGCCUCGCUGGCAUGUGGUCACCUGGUGGUCGCCACUUCCCUUCAGUGCUAUAUUUACAAUUCAAGAAACUGGAACACUCCCCUCAUCUUUGACCUGAAGGAGGGAACGGUUAGCCUCAUCCUGCAAGCAGAGAAACACUUUCUGCUUGUGGAUGGAGCAGGUCUGUAUACGUUCUCCUAUGAGGGUCGACUGAAUUCCUCUCCCAAGUUCCCUGGUAUGAGAGCUGACAUCCUAAAUUCCCAGGGUGUCUCGCUUAGUAAUGACACCAUUGCUAUCCGGGACAAGAGUGAUGAAAAAGUCAUCCUUCUAUUUGAUGCUCUGACCGGGAAAGCCCUUGGUGAUGGAAAGCCUUUGACCCACAAGCUGGAGGUGGUGGAGAUCGCUCUGGACCAGUGUGGUCCAUCCACGGAAAGGAAGAUUGCCCUUAUAGACAAGAACCGUGACCUUUACUUGACUUCCGUGCGUCAUCUUGGGCGAGAGCCCAAAAUCUGCAAAAUCGGCAGCAUGGUUCACAGUAUGGCAUGGAACGAUGCUGCUAACAUCCUGUGUGGAAUCCAGGACAACCAGUUCACAGUGUGGUACUACCCGAACAUUGUCUUCACUGACAAGGAACUGCUGCCAAAAACACUGUACAUAAAGGACGCCAGUGAGUUCAGCCGAGCCCCCCACAUCCUGAGCUACGUUGGCACUAAGGUGACGUUACGGCAAGGAGACGGUUCCCUGGUGUCCAGUAGUGUACCUCCCUACCCGGCCCUGCUUCACGAAUACAGCACCUCUGCUCGGUGGGAGGAUGCACUGCGACUCUGCCGCUUUGCCAAGGACCAGUCUUUGUGGGCGUGUCUUGCUGGUAUGUCAAUGGCAAACAGGCAGCUGACCACAGCAGAGAUGGCCUAUGCUGCCAUCAGAGAGUUACCAAGGGUGCAGUACAUCAAAUUUAUAAAGGAGCAGCCGUCUAAGGAGUCGUCUUUGGCCCACACGCUGAUGUUCAGCGGUCAGGUCCAGGAGGCCGAGGCCACUCUGUUACAAGCUGGUCUCAUCUACCAGGCCAUUCAAGUCAACAUUGACCUUUUCAACUGGGAGAGGGCGCUGGAGUUGGCAGUCAAACACAAGACCCAUGUGGACACCGUACUGGCCUAUAGGGAAAAGUUCCUACAGACAUUUGGCAGGAAGGAGACCAAUAAGAGAUUCCUGCAGUAUGCUGAAGGGGUCGAGGUGGACUGGGAGAAAAUUCAUGCGAAGAUUGAGAUGGAGUUGUCUAAAGAAAGAGAGAAAGCUGCCAAUGCCUCUGUGAGGAGCAGUGUGGCCGCUCGACGUUGAUGUUCAGGAGACCCUUUCUCUAAACAUCAGCCUCUGCAGAAUUGUGUUCACCACUGUUUUGGACAUUUUUCGCGAACGUUGGGUAGUUUGGCUCCACCUCAAGAUAAAAACUAAUUCUGUACUUGAGGUUCAAUGUGCAGUAGUUACAAGUACAAUGACUUAAAGGGGCAGUAAGCGAUUUUAAUCCAAUGCACUUUUAGUUAAGUUCUGCGAAACUGUCCUCGUGGUCCGCUAGAUUUUUCUACACCCCUGGCUCUGUAAAUUGAAAACCCCAAAAAGUGGUGUGGACCGCACCACACAACACUGUGCAGUUUGUAAACACUCCCUGACACCUUAAGAGACGUGCUAGCGACAGACACUUAGAUUCAGGGGUUUGGUAAGCAUCUGUCUCCCAUACACGAGGCUGUGGGUCCGAGCCCAGGUCUGUGCGGUCAGUAAAUCUACAACAAACAAUCUAUUUCCAAAAAUCGCUUACAACGCCUGUCAGUUAAAACAAAUGGCGACGUGAUGAUGAGUAGGCCAUGAAGAAUUUCACAUUUUCAGACUACUACAAUACAAUCUUGUGGCAUAUGCUCGGUAAUAUAAAACAUUUGCACAUCGUUGUACAUGGCAAUCUGUUGCUGGGAGUCAUUGAUUGGACUUUGGACAAGGGUAUCUGUAACUCCCCAUCAUGGCAUUUCUGUCAUAGCAGCAUCUCAGUGAUUUCAAUUUGUCAAGUUCAGACUCGAGUCUUAUUCUUUUGUUACUUUGUUCAAUCAUGCACUAAUGUAUUCCUUUUUUUUUCUUUGUCGCUGAUAUUUGACUGUGUUUUUGUAUAAAAAAUAUAUAUUUCUACAGUUAUUGUAUACUUUGCCUUCUGUAAACACUAAAUAGAAUAUUAAUUAAUAAAACAUGGAAAUACUGUAAAAA